Molecule: messenger RNA, 4167 nt
Organism: Falco peregrinus (peregrine falcon)
Lineage: Eukaryota; Metazoa; Chordata; Aves; Falconiformes; Falconidae
Gene: CHAF1B
Product: chromatin assembly factor 1 subunit B
Exons: 14
Coding region: 54-1769 (571 amino acids)
Biological process (GO): DNA replication-dependent chromatin assembly; nucleosome assembly
Cellular component (GO): CAF-1 complex; nucleus
Molecular function (GO): protein binding
Source: RefSeq, a predicted model, not a curated record
GAAACGCGGUCCCGCGCUGGAGCGGGGCCAGGCCGCGCGGCGCCGCAGCAAACAUGAAGGUGAUCACAUGUGAAAUAGCGUGGCAUAAUAAGGAGCCUGUUUACAGCUUAGACUUCCAACAUGGAGCUGAUGGGAAGAUCAAUCGGUUGGCCUCAGCAGGUGUGGACACAGCCGUUCGUAUAUGGAAAGUGGAAAAAGGGCCAGAUGGAAAAGCAAUUGUGGAAUUCUUGUCCAACCUCGCCCGCCAUACCAAAGCCAUAAAUGUUGUGCGCUUCUCUCCAAGUGGUGAGAUCCUAGCAUCUGGAGGAGAUGAUGCUGUUAUUUUAUUGUGGAAGCUGAAUGAUAGCAAAGAAUUGGAGCCAUUAGUUUUUCAGGAUGAAGAUGAAGCUCAGCUCAACAAGGAGAACUGGGCAGUCAUUAAAACUUUAAGAGGCCACUUAGAAGAUGUAUAUGAUAUUUGUUGGACCUCAGAUGGAAAUUACAUGGCGUCUGCUUCUGUAGAUAACACAGCUAUAAUGUGGGAUGUCAAUAAAGGACAGAAGGUUUCAAUAUUAAAUGAACACAAGAGUUAUGUCCAAGGAAUAACCUGGGAUCCUCUAGGCCAGUACAUUGCAACUCUGAGUUGUGAUAGGAUCCUGCGAGUAUACAACACACAAACCAGGCGCGUAGCCUUCAAUGUUACCAAGAUGCCAUCUGGAUCAGGAGCUGAAGGAGAGGCUAGGAGCUAUCGGAUAUUUCAUGAUGACAGCAUGAAGUCAUUUUUCCGCAGGCUCAGUUUUACUCCUGAUGGCUCCUAUUUACUCACUCCAGCUGGCUGUGUUGAAUCAGGAGAAAAUGUGACAAACACCACAUAUAUUUUCUCCAGAAACAAUCUUAAAAGGCCCGUGGGUCACCUGCCAUGUCCUGGAAAGGCAACUCUUGCUGUUCGCUGCUGCCCAGUCUACUUUGAGUUAAGACAAGCAUUUAAUAAAGAUGAAAUCAGUCAGAAAGCAUCCCCUGCUCUAUUUAAUCUGCCCUAUCGAUUGGUGUUUGCUGUUGCUUCAGAAGAUUCUGUGCUUUUUUAUGAUACUGAGCAGUCCUUCCCCUUUGGUUAUGUUUCUAACAUACAUUAUCAUACCCUGAGUGACAUUUCAUGGUCCAGCGAUGGAGCUUUUCUUGCUAUUUCUUCCACGGAUGGAUACUGUUCAUUUGUUACCUUUGAGAGGGAUGAACUGGGAAUACCACUGAAGGAGAAGCCACAAAUAAAUGUCAGGACUUCUGGUGCAUCGGAGAAGAAAGUGAAAAAGAGCCAGUCACACAAAGUCAUUUCCUCAGGCCCGAGGCUGACAGAGGGGACUUCUUCCAGCAGGGUCACUGAUCCCAGCACUCUCACCCUCCAACCUAGAACACCUACAGCUGCCGGUAAGGACUUGCCUUCCACACCUGUUGGCAUAAAAAAUGUUCCAGUCUCAUCCUCAGACGAGAGGAAAAUCAGCCAGCCAGCCAGCCAGAGCGCUAAAGUAAACCAGCCCAGGAGGAUUACUCUCAACACUUUACAAGCAUGGAGCAAGACGCCAAGGAGAGUAAAUUUGAUUCCACUGAAGCAGGAUACACCAACCUCUGUGUAUACAGAUACAGUUCCUGUACCUCCUUCCUCAGAACAGGAACAUGAAAGGCUAUUACCAUCUGAUGACAGUCUUCAAAAUCCCCCAGCAUCAAAACGUCCUAGAACUGAGGAAGUGUCUCUUCCUACAUCUGAAGAUCAGAUCAGCUGUGAUUCAAGCAAAUAAAGGCUGAGCUUUUAGUAGACUCUUCACAGGCUGAAGGCGAUGCAGCCAUAUUUGAGGGUGCAUUUCUUUUUGCAAAUAUUGAAUCCUCAAUUCCUGAUAAAAGUACCAUAUGCGUAUUUGACAUAGUGCUGUGGAGAAAGAAACUGGCAGUAGAAGACACAGGUUUCAGGAAUGUAGCUUUGCAGAAAAGGAAAUAGUUGGGAAGUAACUUCUAAGUACAUUUCUACUUCUUGAAGACAGCAUUGUUCAAGAAAUGCCACAGCUUAAGGAGAUCAAGCAAAUCUGGGUAUUGAAAAAACAUACAGUAACCUAAGACUCUCAAUCGAAGUCCCUACGCUGAUGUUUAUACAGUAUUAUGUCUUCCAGUAACCUGUCUGGCAAAAGAAUAAAAUUUCUAACAGUGUAAAUGCAUUUAUAAUGAUUUGAUGUGGUUGAAGACAAAAAAAAAAAAAAAAAAAAAAAGAAAAAAACACCCAAACAUUUUUAUUCAGGCACCUUGGCUUUAAUGUUUAGCAAUGUGCAAAAUAAUUCAUCCUUUCCAGUACUUGUGGGUACAAAAUAAUUCAUCCUUUCCAGAACAUGUGGAAUGGAAGCUGAUGUUCACAUGCUCUAAAUGCAGCAGCAUACUCAUACGAUUGAAACGUAAAUCAGAACUUGUAACUGCAAGGAACAAGAAAGCAAAGGAAGAAACCCUCUGAUGACCUGUUACAAGCAUUAAAGAGCAGAAGAAAGUUUUAAACUGUUUAAGUCCUGUAUUUGAAAAAAAAAUGCAGACAUGAGAUUUUCCUGAGGCAGCAGGAUUUGAGUGUAUACAGUAGAAGAUUCCCCUUUUUUAUUUUUUCCGAAUCUUAACUCUCUUUAGCCAAUAAAAUACAAAUCCAGUGUAUGCUAAACUUGGAAAAUUUGAUUUCUUUUUAGCAUUUAAUACUUGUACUAAACAUUUAGCAUAUAAUAACUGAACCAAGACCUGUAGAUUGAAAACAAUGAGACCAAAGUAUUUGAAAAUCACUACAAUGGAUUUGCUAUGGCAUGCACACUUAGCUUCCUGAAGUAGAAUGCUCAGCCAUGGUAUUCUGAGCUCAUUCACUUAUUUUUAUUUAACGUCAUGGACUUGAUUGUAAUAAGUAAGAUAAUUCUUAAAAUGUGAGUAGUCAUUCUAGCUAAUGAUAGCAUGUUGAAGUUUUAAACAAUUUUCUCUCGUGAUUUAGGCUAUUCUAUCAUUUGAAGUUCCACAACACACAGGAGGGGAAAGCUGCAGUUUAUAUUGAAGCUUUUUGACUUUCUGUCUUCCCUGGAUUUGUUUUUAAGCUGUGUAAUUUACUCAGUAUUUGUUUUCUGUCAGGUUCUGAAAAAGUGAACUAGUACUUCAGAAAAGCAGAAAUACAAAUCUUUCAGAAGUGUUUAGUAAAAAUUUCAUGGGGAGGAAGUAUUAACAAAUACCUAUGUCAGUGUUUCUGGCAAAUGAAUGAAGUGUGUUGCCUACAAUUUCAACAGAAAUUAAUAAGCAGAGUUAUAGGAAACUAUCUUUGCUUUAACCACUGAGGUGAGGAUGGAGCUUCGUUAGACUUACCCAAACCUGGGUUUUCUUCUAGUGAAGAAUAUAAAGACUUUAUUACUAAGCAAAGCCACAUCUAAAACUGUUUUUUUCCCAGAAAGUUUAUAGAGGUACCUAAAUUAAAGUUCGUAGAGAUACCAGAAUUGAUAGCUGAAGCAGAUACUUGUAACUAACAUGCCUUGUUGGACUUGCUAUUGUCCAGCCUGAGCUGUAAGAACAUUGGUAUUUCAUCUUUCUGUAGGACAGUAACCCACUUAGUACCGUACUGCAGUGUUUUGUUUUAUGCACAGCAAAGUAUCCUUUGAAUUCAGACUUACACUUCUAAAUACUAAUUGCAGAGCUAUCCUGAUAGAUAUUUUUAAAUCUUUUUGUACCAGUGUAUUUCAAUGUAAACUACACUUUUUGUUGAAGACUAGUAGGUUGGAUAUAUUAUUUUAGUCUGACUGGCUGGUCUCUGUGGUCUUCACUCUUCAGAUGCAAUUCAUUGUAUUAAUCUCAUACUGUAACCAUUCAGGUGGCAUCCGCCUGGUACUUUAUAGAGUUGACCAACUUAUUUUUUCUCUGCCUUGCUAUCUAAUAGGCACUGUAAAGUUAACGUGGCUUUCACUGCUGCCAUUUUCACAUCAUGAUCUCCAUCAGAGUGCUCUGCCUGGUAUUUUGUCUUCCCUAAUAGGAAUUUUUUUCCCUUUAGAUCUUGUUGUCUUUUGCCACUAUGAUUUCCUACUUCUCUGCUGAUUCUGUUACUUACUGCUUUGUCAAAAUUAUAUGGCACUAGGUUUCUAACAUUUUUCUAUAAAUGGAUGCCAUCAUUCCUGUAAUAAAUUACUAUCUUUAACACUGACA